UGUUUUUUCGCUAUGCCCCCCUCCCCUUUUCCCGUUCUUGCUCCUCUAUUCUGGUUCCGCCUUUUUUUGUCUUUCUACUUACGGGGCUGAGGAAUUAUUCUAUCUGGACGAGCUAACCAGACAUUUGUUUUUCUACUUUGAUUUUCUUUUUGUGUCCUCUAAUCCUUCCCUAUGGUUGACUGUAUGGUCAAGGUGGGCUUGGGACUUCAACACUAUUCGUUACAUGACCACAUCUCCAAUACCCCUUUUUUUCUUUUCUUCUCCGAUUCUUUGGAUAUGUUUGCGGCACUCGCUUAUCUUUGUUUCUUUUUGUCUAGCUGUCUAUCUUGGUUCGCGUGGGGGCUGUUGACUUGUGGCGGCAUGCUUCCUUUCCCCACUUUGUAUUGUGUAGCAUUGAACAUGUUUCUUCCCUCCUGUGGAGGAGAGAAGCAACCCUGGAAAUACAUACUUCUGAUCCCGAGGCUUUGUUUAGAUAUGGCAAUGGUGAUUGCGAUGUUGAUACAGGCAAGCAAGUAAUGUUUUUGAAUGCAUUCUUAUUUGCAGGCUGUACUGUUGAGUUUGUUAGAAAUAAUUAGAUAACUUCUUAU
Molecule: messenger RNA, 587 nt
Organism: Bipolaris sorokiniana ND90Pr
Lineage: Eukaryota; Fungi; Ascomycota; Dothideomycetes; Pleosporales; Pleosporaceae
Exons: 1
Coding region: 172-516 (114 amino acids)
Source: RefSeq, a predicted model, not a curated record